Messenger RNA from Lactuca saligna, 300 nucleotides. NCBI's taxonomy places the organism in Eukaryota, Viridiplantae, Streptophyta, Magnoliopsida, Asterales, Asteraceae. The record is from the annotation of a GenBank genome assembly.
AUGAACACAACAGACUUCAAUAAAAGUUUGAUGUUCGUGAUCAACUUCAUAAGAGAAAUCGCAGACCUACUUGAGGUUGCUCACGCCAGGUUGCAUGAAAGUUACGUGCUUGACGAGAGGGUGCAACUCUACAUGGCCAAUAACGUUGACGAUCUCGACGUACAAGCAUUACAUAAUACGUUUGAAAAGGCGGUAAUCGAUGAUCAAUCAAUGCAAGACAACAUUUCCUUCAUGUUAGGAUCAAUCCAUAAAAGGAUCAGAAAAUAUAAACGCAACAUGAAGGACACUCCUGCGCUGUAA